Messenger RNA from Sinocyclocheilus rhinocerous, 2330 nucleotides. RefSeq names its product sodium-coupled neutral amino acid transporter 3-like. The record is from RefSeq and is a predicted model, not a curated record. Gene Ontology annotation, biological process: histidine transport; amino acid transmembrane transport; L-glutamine transport. Lineage: Eukaryota; Metazoa; Chordata; Actinopteri; Cypriniformes; Cyprinidae. Bases 232 to 1938 code for a protein of 568 amino acids. Gene Ontology annotation, molecular function: L-asparagine transmembrane transporter activity; L-histidine transmembrane transporter activity; L-glutamine transmembrane transporter activity. Gene Ontology annotation, cellular component: plasma membrane. The transcript has 18 exons.
UGCAGCCUUCAACAAUUCAUUUCUCAAAGCAGUGAGAGACGUGCUUUGUUGCCAUUGUGAUCAAACCACACGAGGAGAAGAACUACAGGAACAUAAAGCAGCCGAAACACUGGAAACUUAAAGCAAGUACAUAAUUUCUCACUAUAACCGUGAAGAUCUUUGAAUCCAGGAGCUCACUGACCGCAACUUGGUAUCAGACAGUUCACACGUGGGAUAUCAAAUACUUCCACUAUGGAACCGUCCAGAUCAGAAAUGAGUAUCCUGCCCAAUGGGAAAGGUCAGGACCUGGGAGAGGAAAUGUGCGUGUCGAUGAAGACUAUGAUGGAGGAAGAACAAAACGGUACGCAUCACAGCAGGUUUGAUGAUCCUGACAGCACACUUGCUGAGAACAUUGAGUUCCUGCCCAACAGUGAGGGCAAGAAGCCACGUUUCACUGAUUUUGAGGGGAAGACCUCUUUUGGCAUGUCAGUCUUCAAUUUGGGCAAUGCCAUUAUGGGCAGUGGGAUUUUGGGAUUGGCCUACGCUAUGGCCAAUACUGGCAUACUGCUUUUCCUGUUUCUCCUCACGGCUAUAGCUGGUCUCUCCUGCUAUUCUAUUCACCUCCUGCUGAAGUCCUCAGGUGUUGUGGGAAUCAGAUCUUAUGAACAGCUGGGAUUCAGGGCCUUCGGAAUCACGGGGAAGAUGGCGGCCGGAAUCGCGAUCACUCUUCAAAACAUUGGAGCCAUGUCCAGUUACUUAUACAUCGUCAAGUCAGAGUUCCCACUGGUCCUGCAGGCUUUUUUGAAAACAGAUACCAGUUCAGGGGAUUGGUAUCUCAAUGGAAACUACUUGGUGGUGCUUGUGUCUCUCUCUGUCAUCCUGCCUUUGGCUCUAAUGAAGCAGUUGGGUUACCUUGGUUAUACCAGUGGUUUUUCACUCAGCUGCAUGGUCUUCUUCCUCAGUGCAGUCAUCUAUAAGAAGUUCCAGAUCCCGUGCCCAUUCGAGGAGUUUUCGGCCAAUAGCACGCUGGCACACGCUCAUUCAAACGUGACGGUGAACCACGCCCACGGCUACCAUAACGGUCAUGUGAUGGUGGACGACUCCCACUGCAGCCCGCAGAUGUUCACCAUCAACACACAUACCGCAUACACCAUCCCCAUUCUGGCCUUCGCUUUCGUCUGCCACCCUGAGGUCCUGCCCAUCUACACUGAGCUGCGCAACCCAACUCAGAGGAAGAUGCAGCACAUUUCCAACAUUUCCAUUCUGAUCAUGUACACUAUGUACUUCCUUGCUGCUCUCUUUGGAUACCUAACAUUUUACACUAAUGUUGAGGCCGAGCUUCUGCACACAUACAGCAGGAUCGACCCCUACGACACUCUCAUCCUCUGCGUGCGUUUGGCUGUGCUCACCGCCGUCACGCUGACUGUGCCCAUCGUUCUGUUCCCAGUGAGUUUAACAUGUUCAUAUGCUCAUAUCAUAGAGAUUGUGCUCCCAACUCAGAGGAAGAUGCAGCACAUUUCCAACAUUUCCAUUCUGAUCAUGUACACUAUGUACUUCCUUGCUGCUCUCUUUGGAUACCUAACAUUUUACACUAAUGUUGAGGCCGAGCUUCUGCACACAUACAGCAGGAUCGACCCCUACGACACUCUCAUCCUCUGCGUGCGUUUGGCUGUGCUCACCGCCGUCACGCUGACUGUGCCCAUCGUUCUGUUCCCACUGAUCUACAUUUGUCCCGUUCUUCCUCCUCCAGGUGCAACAUCCGCUCCCUGUCUUAUCUUCAUCUUCCCUGCUGUCUUCUACAUCCGUAUUGUUCCCAAGGAUAAGGAGCCAAUGCGCUCUACCCCCAAAAUCUUUGCUGCCUGUUUUGCUGGACUGGGCAUGUUGUUUAUGAUAAUGAGCUUGAGCUUCAUCAUCAUUGAUUGGACGACAGGCAGCAGCAGUGCUCUGGGUGGCCACUAGGAGACAAACUCUGAAGAUGAAUGUGUGUUUUUGUGUACAUGCCUUUGUAUGAGAGUGUGUGGUGUACAUUAGGUUAGUGAUGUAACAUACUGGAAGUGAUCUGAUCUAUUUUUAUCCAUAUUUUUCUGCCUGUUAUGACACAGAGGAUGCCCUAUUCCACUGUGGCGAGGAAAAGGUGAGGGGGACCCAAUGUAACAUCCCAUUUUACACAGAUAACCUGCCAUCAGAUAAUGGGGAAAAAUUGCAUUAUUCUGAAAAACAUUUUUGAUAAAUUCACACUGAUGUUUUAUAUUUUAAAACCUGUAAAAGUGCUGAUCUUGUCAAUUUGGGCAAUUUUUUAUUUAUUUAUUGAAGGGUUAGUGCAGGGGUCUCCAAACUCGGUCCUGGAGGGC